Messenger RNA from Bacillus rossius redtenbacheri, 4874 nucleotides. Its product is annotated as myotubularin-related protein 9. The record is from RefSeq and is a predicted model, not a curated record. The transcript has 11 exons. The coding region runs from base 136 to 1839 and encodes 567 amino acids. Gene Ontology annotation, molecular function: phosphatidylinositol-3-phosphate phosphatase activity. Gene Ontology annotation, cellular component: membrane; cytoplasm. NCBI's taxonomy places the organism in Eukaryota, Metazoa, Arthropoda, Insecta, Phasmatodea, Bacillidae. Gene Ontology annotation, biological process: negative regulation of autophagy; phosphatidylinositol dephosphorylation.
UUGUGUUUAUGUUUUACUCUUCUGUCAAACAGAAUAUACCAACUUUAAUUUUUUUCUAUGUCCUGUGUCAUUUUUAGGUGACAACUUGUGCAAGCUCUUCCUGCUUAUUUAAUCUGAAGCAUAUGAUCUGAAGUAAUGGAGUUCGUGGAUCUAAUAUUAAUACCAAAACUGGACGGUGUUGUAAUGCAUGCCCCACUCAUGAAACCAGUGGACGGGACACUCUGUAUCACCGGACACCACUUGAUUCUGUCGUCCAGAAAAGAGGGUUUCGAAGAAUUAAUGCUGCUUCACCGGAACGUGGACCAGGUGGAGCGGAAGCCGAACGGUGUGCAGGGCGGCAGCGUCAUCCUCAAGUGCAAGGACUUCCGCAUCAUCCAGCUGGACAUCAGCGGGACCGACGACUUUGCGAAGGUCGCCGCCUCCUUGGAGGGCCUCUCUUCCAUCGACGACGUGACGAGGAUGUACCCGUUCUUCUACCGGCCCAUGAGCCCCAUCCUGGAGGACGGCUGGACGGCGUUCCGGCCGGAGACGGAGUACGCCCACCUGGUGGCCGCCCAGGGCGAGGAGUGGAGGAUCAGCUACGUGAACAGGGACUUCUCGGUGUGCCCCACCUACCCCAGCGCCGUCGUGGUGCCCAAGUCGGUGGAUGACGAGACGAUCGUAGCCGCGGCCAACUUCAGGGAAGGGGGCCGCUUCCCCGUCCUCAGCUACAGGCACGACGGAGGGAGCGUGCUGAUGCGCGGCAGCCAGCCCCUGACGGGGCCCAGCUCGCGGCGCUGCAAGGAGGACGAGCGGCUCAUCAACUCCGUGCUGGGGCCGGGCAAGCGCGGCUACAUCAUCGACACACGCACCCAGAACCUCGCGCAGACCGCCAAGUCGCGCGGCGGCGGCUACGAGCUGCAGAUACACUACCCGCAGUGGCGUCUCGUCAACAAGCCCAUCGACCGACACAACGUGCUGCUCGACUGCCUCACCAAACUGGUCGAGGCGUGCAACGACACGACGGCCUCGGUGGACAGGUGGUUGUCGCGCCUGGAGGCCUCCAACUGGCUGUCCCACAUCAAGGAGACCCUGAACUGCGCCUGCCUCGUGGCGCAGUGCUUGGACCAGGAGGGAGCCUCCGUGCUGGUGCACGGCUCCGAGGGGCUGGACGCCACGCUGCUCGUCACGUCCUUGGCCCAGGUCAUCCUGAACCCUGACUGCCGGACCGUGCGAGGGCUGGAGGCGCUGGUGGAGCGGGAGUGGCUGCAGGCGGGCCACCCCUUCCCCACCCGGCACGCCCGGUCGUGCUACUCCGCCAGCCGGUCGCGCGGCCAGGCGCCCACCUUCCUGCUGUUCCUGGACUGCCUGCAGCAGAUACACGGCCAGUUCCCCUGCAGCUUCGAGUUCGCCACCUCCUUCCUCGUGGCGCUGUUCCAGCACUCCUACUGCUCCCAGUUCGGCACGUUCCUGGGGACCUGCGAGGCGGACCGGGCGCGCCUGGGGCUCGCGGAGCACACCGUCAGCCUGUGGUCGCACCUCAACCGGCCGGACGUGCUGCAGUCCUUCCUCAACCCCAUGUACGAGCCCAACGGCAAGGUCAUCUGGCCCUCGGUGGCCCCCAUGAGCCUGGGCCUCUGGGACGAGGUGUUCCUGCGCUGGACGGUGAGCCAGGCCCCGCAGGCGGAGGCGUGCCGCACGGCCGCGGCGCUGCGCCAGAGGGACCAGGAGCUGCGCCUCAAGGCCGCGCGCCUGCGCCGCCAGCUGGCCGACCUCGAGCGGGAGGCCGUGGAGGCGGGCGUGCUGGCCCCGGCCUCCCGGCCCCCCGCCCCGCCCGUCGUCGCCGCGCAGGUCGCUUGAAGCAAGGCGUGCGCUUUCUGCAUCAGACACGUCUACGCCUAGCCCCGCGCCGUUCAUCCCGGGAGUACCUGUAGACGUUCAUCCCGAAAUUGAUGGAAUGUGAUUUUUUUUUUUUCGUUUAUAUAAGUAUGCACUUUAAACGAAUAAGUUAAAUGUCAAACAAAUAAUAAAAGGUCAGUUUUUACUACCCUGUGUGUGCACUUUAAAGAGAUAAAUAUUUUUAAAGUGAGUUACGUUCAUACCAAAUUCAAAAUUUUUUUCAUCAAAUAUUAUUUUUUUCAGUAUUUAUUUCCACAAUUAAUUUACACUUUCGCAUAAGUAUUGUAGUGUGCUAUGAUACUGAUUUUUUUUUUUUUUUCAUGUAUGAUAGUAUUGUUUAAUCCUGAAUUCCUGUAAGUUCGUUCUACCCACCCCCCCCCCCCCCCCUUUUUUUUUUAUAUUAAAAAAAGUCCACUGAGGUCAAUUCGAACUACAUACUGGAAUCCUGGAAUUGAGUGCAGUUUCAUUUUUGUGAUUCACGUGGAAUGUCCACACACUGAUGCAUGAAGUGAUGUCUGUGCAGAAAGCUAUAGUACAUUCCAGGAGUCGAGAACUAUGUGUCUUGCAUUAUAUUGCCUGGUUUAUCACAUAUUUUAUUGCUGUGAUCACACAUAUAUAUAUAUAUACUUUUUUUCAUCUUGGGUGUUUAAAUACAAAAUAAAAAUAUGCUAAUGGAAUCUAAUUAAAAUUGUUAAUCUCUUUGAUUCUUUCCUGUGCUUAAAUUAUAGUCAACAUAGCAUUGAUAUGAUAAUUCUGCCACUCUUUAAUUUGUUAUAAUUUGUAGUGUUAAGCAGUGUGAAUUUUCAGACAUUAAAUGAUAGUUUUUGUAUGGGAAAAUCCAGUAUUGAAUUUUAUUUUGUUGAAUGAACUUUUUUUAUUUAUUUUAUAUUAUUGUUGACAACAUUUUGUAAUUUGCUUUGAGUAGGAGACGGCUUUCCAGCUUGGCUUUGCUAAUGAAACAUUUGUAUCUUUUAGUGCUAUCCAUUGGUUGAAAACUUUGAAGUGGAUUAAGCACAUAAACAUGGUUUUCAUUUUUACCAAGAUCCCUUCCCACAUUAUAUACAUUCGUUAAACAGAAUCUAUAAACUUGCAUUGUAAUAUGCCACUGAGUGCAGUGGUCAAAUAACCUAGUGUCUUAGGUCAUUCUUGUAAAUGUGUAAAUAAUACCCCAUGUGCAUGUUACAUGAUCUCUGCAUAGACAACAAUGAGGGUUCAUCACUCUGACAAUGAAACAUCAACUAUCGCUAUUGGUGUGCCUCACUCUCUUCAUGUUAAUUCUGUUUGGAAGCCCACUGCUAGAGCCAAGAUUUUGUGGUGUCAUAGAAAAACAAAUUUCAUCAUUGAAAAUAGAGGAUUUUGUCUUGAUUGUCAUUAAAAAUUAAAACACAUGUAAUAAUAAGUUUGUGUCAAGUCUUUGAAUAUAUAUACUGUAUAGAAGUCGCGAGUGGAUAGGAUUUACUCUACGUUUUUCAGAAGCGUACGAGGAGCAGCUUGGGAACUUCACCGCUGCAGUGCGCUGCCGUAACGCCCUGUAUCGUCUUAGUUGUUAUUUACACGUUAGAGCGCAGAACUGUCGCCCGCUGUCAUUCCCCGCACCCCCCACCUAUCAUUCACUGCAGCUCAAGGUUGUUCAACAAGAGGGGGAAGGGGUGUUUGAAGAGUUCGAAACUUGUCUGCUAGGGACCACCACAAGUCGAUGCCCUAGAGAUGGUGGCGAUUGCGGCGGUGAAUUAACCAACUACCUCAAAACCGUAUUAGAAAUUUUAACCUGGGCUGGCGACUUCUAUACAGUAUAUAUAUUCAAAGGUCAAGUUCAGCUGCUUCAACAAUUCGUGGUAACACACUUCAAAUGUGUACAUUAAACAGUACUACGUAUUAGUGUAUUACAUAUUUUGAUGAGAGUAAGUUAAACAAAAAUCUGUAACUAAAACAUUCAAUAAUAAAAAAAAAAUUUGAUGUUAAAAGCCAAAAAUUGUUAUACAUUUACAUUUUUUUGUGAUGUUUCUCUAUAGGCCUUUACCUAUAACUGACUUAUAUCAACUAUAUUUACUUUACUUAAAAAUAUAUAUAUAUACAGAAUUUAAAAAGUGUUUUUACUUCAUAAAUAACACUUUAAGUUUUUAAAUAAUAACCUAACUCAAGAUUUAUGGAAUGAUUUGUAUAUUUUAAUAUAACUAUAAUUGAGGCGCAUUUCUGUGUUAUGCGAUAUUGACUUUUAUUUUGGGGUUUGUCUGAGCAUUGACUUAAAGUUCGCUGUUAUUUUUAUUUUAUUACUAUUCACCAUAUAAUUUUGCCUCUACCCAUUGCUUCACCCAUGUAGUGGUUUAUUUUGUCCCACAAACUUGAUAGUAUCAAUUAAGUUAAGGGAGGGGGGGUUAAUUAGUAGUAGUAGUAGAAAUUAUUUUGAAAAAAGUGUUUUAAAACGGUUAUGUUCGAACAUGUUAAGAAAACUUUGAAUAUGCUAGAACCGUUUUGUCAGUUAUUUGCAUGAUUAUUUGAUUUUUUUUUUUUACUCCUCUAUUUGUGUAUUUAUUUGUGGUAUUAUAUAUAAUUUUUUUGUUAUUUAAUAUUGUGAAAUCUUCUUUUGUGAGACGGAUUGCCUACCAUCAAUGGCUUGAAAGUUGUGAUGAACCUUCAUUUUUGUUUUACACUUUACACAUAUAUUUUGAUAUGCUUCUUCAUAAAUGAUUAAGUUUGUGUGUCCAAUGUUAGUUUUAAAAUGUUUUGAACUCUAUUUGUUAUUAAAAAUAUAUUUGUCUAACCUAUUUUGUUCUUGUAAUUUUAUAAUUUGUAUAGUGAACUGAAAAAUAUUUUGUUGCUAAUGAUUAUAUUUAUACAAUAAAAUGAAAUGAUGUAAUAUAUUUGGUGAUCUGAACUGUGAUUUUUUAUUUUUUUUAUGAACUUAUUUAUGUUUGAAUAUACUUCAUUUUUAUUCUUGGGUUUUGUUUUGAAUUACUUUGUAUUGUAUAUAAUUUUGUAAAAAUAAAUUGUUGUCC